AAUGUAAUUUUGAACAAACAAUUUGUUUUAGUUGGAAAAUUGAAAAACAAUGGUGUAUUGCUUAUUUAAGUAAUAAUGUACCAGUAUUUGUUCAAUUUAAUACUGGAUUUUUUUGGUUUAUUUUAGCAAUCAAUAUUUUUGAACCACUUAGAUAUUUAAAAUAUAUAAGUGAUGAAGAUAAACUUUCAUGUUAUAAUAUAGAAAUUAUAUUUGGUCCUAGUAGAGAUAAAGGAUUUUUUAGAGGACUAGCUAGAAUUAUUUUUAAAUUAAUUCAAGCUUUUAGAUAUAUAGAUUUAAAUACUAAUAAUGCUUAA
Dentiscutata heterogama is the source of this 314-nucleotide messenger RNA. NCBI's taxonomy places the organism in Eukaryota, Fungi, Glomeromycota, Glomeromycetes, Diversisporales, Gigasporaceae. The record is from the annotation of a GenBank genome assembly.